AUGGUGCUCAAGGAAUUUCUCGACUCAGACCGAGUCAACUUUCUCAUCUGGAGGUAUUUGCUUGAAGGCAAUUACAGAGAAACCGCCGCCAAAUUCCAGAAGGAAUGGCACGUCAAGGAGCCGCAACGAGACUUCGAGUUUGCGCGCCAUGUCAAGGGCCGUGCUCUAGUGUCCGUUGUCAACAGCGGCCUCAUCUACUAUGCUCUCGAGCGAGAGUAUGCACGCCGUCAGCAGAUGCCUGAAGAUGUGGCUGCACAAGACGAGUCGCUGCACAACGGCAUUUUUGGACCGCUGGAGGUGCAACCGCCGGCCAAGAUGGAGGAGGACGCCGAGAACGAUGAGGAUGCGCCGGGGGAGGAGGACGACGAGGCGGAGCUGUCGCGUAAACGGAAUCACACUUCACUGCCCAACGGGUCGCCCCCCAAGCGCCCACGGCUCGAUAACCGCUGCGAGAGCAAAUCCGAUGCAGCCACCGUCAGCACCCCCAUGGAUGUGGACCAGCCCGACGACCACCAUCAGGACGACCACCACCAGGACGACGACCAGAGCCUCAACGACAACCACGCCUACCCGUCGCCGCUGGAGGGCGAGCAGGUGCCGGCGAUUGUGCGGACAGAGGGCCCCGAGCAAGGCACGCAGGUCGACAAGGUCGAGCAGCUGUUUGCUGGCACCACCUUCAUCCGCCUUACGGACGACUGCGCCACCGACUCAGCGCCUUCGCCCUCGGCCGGCUCUGGCUCGGGCUCUGGCUCUGGCUCUGGCUCUGGCUCUGAGAACGCUCCCAUCCUGCUGCAGUGCGAGUGGAACCCGACAGACCCAUCAAUACUGGCGGCUGCUGGGACCGAUGCGCUAGCCCGCGUUUGGACCAUUUCGCGUGCCACGGCAACCGACCAAGGCGACCAUCACGUGUCUCCCCACGCCCACGCCUUGCUGGACCCCGAGGCGCCCAAGACGACGACGGUGACGGCGCUGGCCUGGAUGUCGGACGGCUCGUCCAUUGCCGUUGCCAGCGACUGCGGCGGAGCUCGCGCCGCCAUUCACCUGUGGUCUGCGGGCGGCGAGAUUGUCCAGGCGCUGGACGUGUCGGAGCCGCCUGUUGUGCGGCUGCUGUGGAAUCCCAGCAACACGGCGCUGCUGGCCAUCUCCCCAGAGAACAAGACCGAUACGCUGGUGACGGUACACUCGAUUGCCACGAACAAGUCCCUCCGCUACCGCCUCCCGGGCCACAGCCUCGACACGGGUCUGGACGCGACAUGGACCGGCGACUCGGAGUUCUUAAUCUGCGGCGGCGGCACGUUUGAAUGCCUGACCGUGGGCGAGACGGCGAUCCAGAGAACUCGGAAGUUUGAGACGAAAGAGGACGAUCACUUUGCCCAGGUGUUGUUCGACCCGCGGUCACAGCUCGUCGCUACAUCAAGCGACAAGGGCGUUUUGGAUCUGUGGGACGAAUCAGGGCAGCGCCGGUCAAUAUCAGCCCAUCAAGGAUCAAUCACAACGAUGGCUUGGCAGCCAUUGCCGUCAGGCGAGUUGGCCGCAGACGACGAGCGGUUAAUCGCCACCGGAGGAGAGGACGGUGCCAUUCUGAUUUGGAACGCCAGGAGACCCGAGAGCAAACCGAAGUGCUUCUUCACGAUGGACUUACCUGUCGUGCGUCUCGCCUUUACUCCCGACGGAGCUUUUAUCGCAGGAGCCACUCCCAGAAGCGUCAUGAUCUGGAAGGUCGAUAGCCAUUCAUUGCCGCGGGCCGUAUGGAGGCCUUCCAGAGACGAGUUUGAGAAUUUCAGGGGCAACCAAGACUCCGAGGAGGAGGAUGAGCACUGCUUGUGCUGGGAUAAUACUGGUCAGAAGCUGGCUUACGGCGCGAACAGUCGGCUUGCUAUCAUCAGCUUCAGGGCAUAGAGGUCACUGGCGCUGAGGAUGAAAAGACGCAAACAUGUCCGAUGGGCGAACGCUCACGAACGUGGGGUGGGCCGGGUGCCUCUAGAAACCCUCGGGAACAAAACGAGAAAGCGAGGAGAAACAGACUCCUAAACGAAACGGCAUCGGCGGGCGCUCCUCUCUCUUAUUCUUUCAUUGAGCAAUAAGUUGGAUAGAUGGGUCGGGGAGGUGAGGUGCGGUCGAGCGCGUGACUUGGGCCAAAGUGCCCAUCGCAUCGAUCCUUUUGUAUACCGGCAUUCGCCGUUGGGCUUUCUUUUUCUGGUCACGAACCACGAUAUAUGUGGACAGCAGCAGGGGAGCUGGACUGGACUAUGCUAAUCAUCUUGACUAUGCGGAUACACUCGAAUGAAGGGCAGGGAUAAAACGGACGUACGGAGUACGAGUGGAUUUCUUCUUUUCAUUAUUCCUUCCCUUUUUUUUCUUCAUCUUUCCUCUAGUCUUUUCUUCAUGCUCCUUUUGCUCUAUCUUUGCUUUAGCCUCUCCAUUGAGUUCAAGGCAACGGGGAGCAAGGAGCCAGCGAUGGCCAUUCUCUUUGUCUACAGCAUGUGUUUGAAAUAGGUAUGGGGUAGUGCGGCUGCUUCGUGUACAAUAAAUCUGCAGAGUACUAUCAA
This is a messenger RNA of Trichoderma reesei QM6a, 2549 nucleotides long. Its product is annotated as WD repeat-containing protein. Gene Ontology annotation, biological process: regulation of transcription by RNA polymerase II. NCBI's taxonomy places the organism in Eukaryota, Fungi, Ascomycota, Sordariomycetes, Hypocreales, Hypocreaceae. The transcript is spliced from 7 exons. Gene Ontology annotation, molecular function: protein binding; transcription corepressor activity. Bases 1 to 1899 code for a protein of 632 amino acids. The record is from RefSeq and is a predicted model, not a curated record. Gene Ontology annotation, cellular component: Set3 complex.